Solea senegalensis (Senegalese sole) is the source of this 2018-nucleotide messenger RNA. Its product is annotated as sodium- and chloride-dependent creatine transporter 1-like. Gene Ontology annotation, biological process: sodium ion transmembrane transport. Gene Ontology annotation, cellular component: membrane. The record is from RefSeq and is a predicted model, not a curated record. Lineage: Eukaryota; Metazoa; Chordata; Actinopteri; Pleuronectiformes; Soleidae. Bases 1 to 1959 code for a protein of 652 amino acids. The transcript is spliced from 13 exons.
AUGGAGAGUCUUCCCGCCUCCCCUGUUUCUCUGGUUUUCCUGGAGGAGACCAAGAAGAACCCAUCCAAUGGUGAUGAGUAUGUGUCCUCAGCAGCAGCUAACGUCCCACCGACGGUCGUGUUGACGAACUCCGGCGAUGGUCCAGACAAGAAAGAAGGCGUGGUCCCAGGGGUGGGGCCAGUAUACCAGGAGCGGGAGACAUGGAACCGGCAGAUGGACUUCAUCAUGUCUUGCGUUGCCUUCGCUGUAGGACUUGGAAAUGUUUGGAGGUUCCCGUACCUGUGCUAUGAGAAUGGAGGAGGUGUCUUCCUGAUUCCUUACUUGCUCUUCGUCUUCGUUGGAGGAAUCCCUGUCUUCUUCCUGGAAAUCUCUCUGGGUCAGUUCAUGAAGGCCGGCGGAAUCAACGCGUGGAACAUCGCGCCGCUCUUUAAAGGUCUGGGUUACGCCUCCAUGGUCAUCGUGUUUUUCUGUAACACCUACUACAUCAUGGUGUUGGCCUGGGGCCUCUACUACCUGGUCAAGUCGUUUAGCUCCACCCUGCCCUGGUCCACCUGUGAUAACGAAUGGAACACACCCAGCUGCGUGGAGACCUUCCAGCACCAGGACUGUAAAAACAGCAGCCUCGCCAACAUCACCAUCACCGGCAACAUGACCUGUGCCCAGCUGGCAAACGCAAGCUCACCAAUCGUCGAGUUCUGGGAGAACAAGGUGCUGGACAUCUCGUCUGGUCUGGAUGAACCUGGACGUCUGAAAUGGGAGAUCCUGCUGUGUUUAAUGGCCGCGUGGGUGAUUGUUUAUUUCUGUGUGUGGAAGGGAGUCAAAUCCACCGGGAAGGUGGUCUACGUCACAGCCACCUUCCCGUACCUGGCCCUCUUCAUCCUGCUGGUCAGAGGUGUGACUCUCCCUGGUGCUUAUGAUGGAAUCAUGUACUAUAUCAGUCCUGACUGGUCCAAGCUGUACCAGGCUAAGGUGUGGAUAGACGCCGGGACACAGAUCUUCUUCUCGUACGCCAUCGGCCUUGGUGCUCUGACGGCGCUGGGAAGCUACAACCGCUUUGACAACGACUGCCACAAAGACGCCUUCAUCCUCGCCUUCAUCAACAGUGGAACCAGUUUCUUCGCUGGUUUUGUCGUCUUCUCUACUCUGGGCUUCAUGGCUGCAGAGCAGGGAGUGGAAAUCUCACAGGUGGUUAAAUCAGGUCCAGGUCUGGCCUUCAUCGCGUAUCCAAAGGCAGUCUCACUGUUACCCGGGUCACCGCUGUGGGCGGCCCUCUUCUUCAUCAUGCUGCUGCUGCUUGGCCUCGACAGUCAGUUUGUAGGAGUGGAAGGAUUCGUCGCAGGAAUCCUGGAUCUGUUUCCAGUACAGCAUCAGCAUCGUUAUAAGAGAGAGAUCACUCUGGUGAUCUGCUGUUUGCUCUGCCUCAUCAUUGGUAUCCCCAUGGUGACGCAGGGAGGAAUGUACGUCUUCCAGUUGUUCGAUUAUUACUCUGCCAGUGGAAUGACUCUGCUGUGGCAGGCCUUCUGGGAGUGUGUGAUCGUGGCCUGGGUCUAUGGUGCUGACCGCUACAUGGACGACAUCGCUCGUAUGAUCGGGUAUCGUCCGUUCUUCUGGGUCAAGUGGUGCUGGUUGUUUGUGACUCCAUGUGUGUGUAUGAGCAUCUUCCUGUUUCACCUGAUCACCUACAAACGUCUGACGUACAACAACGUGUACGUGUAUCCGUGGUGGGGCGAGGUGAUCGGCUGGUUCCUGGCGCUGUCGUCCAUGCUCUGUAUUCCCCUCACUUUCAUCUACAAACUCUUCAGAGCCAAAGGCUCUUUCGCUGAGCGCUGGUCUUACCUGACCACACCAGUGUGGGGCGCUCAUCACCUGAAGUACAUGGCCACGCCCCUGGCGCCGGGCAUCGACCAAUUGCAGAGCUCCAUCUCCAGCCGCCUCGCCCACGACAUGUCGCCGCCAUGACCUUGACCUACAGUCGACCGGUCAUCACCAUGGAGAUGAGAACAACAACAAAACAGAUC